AGAACAACUAUCACGGUUAUUUUAUUUAUUUUGACCACGUCAACACGCCUAGUCAACCACAUCACAUAACCACCAUGUUGUCCCUUUCCCGUGCUGCUCUUCAAGCCAAGAGGCCAAUUGCCCAGGUUGUUGGUAGAUCACUUGCUCUUCAAUCAACCCCAUCCUUCAACAAGAUCAGAAGUGAAUUGGCCUUCCAAAGAUUUGCCUCUUUCACCGUCAAGGUUCCAGACAUGGCUGAAUCCAUUACCGAAGGUACUCUUUCUGCCUACACCAAGGCCGUUGGAGAUUUCGUUGCUCAAGAUGAAACCAUUGCCACCAUCGAAACCGAUAAGAUUGAUGUUGAAGUCAAUGCUCCAGUCUCCGGUACCAUCAGUGAACUUUUAGUUGAAGUUGAAGAAACUGUUGAAGUUGGUCAAGAUUUGAUCAAGAUUGAAGAAGGUGAAGCUCCAGCCGGUGGUGCCGCUCCAGCCAAGGAAGAAGCUCCAAAGAAGGAAGAAGCUGCUGCUCCAAAGAAGGAAGAAGCUGCUGCUCCAAAGAAGGAAGAAGCUCCAGCCCCAAAGAAGGAAUCUCCAGCUCCAAAGAAGGAAGCCGCCCCAAAGAAGGAAGCCAAGGAAGCCGUUUCUUUCACCAACUUUUCCAGAAACGAAGAACGUGUCAAGAUGAACAGAAUGCGUUUGAGAAUUGCUGAACGUCUUAAGGAAUCCCAAAACACUGCUGCCUCUUUGACCACUUUCAACGAAGUCGACAUGUCCAACAUCAUGGAAAUGAGAAAGCUUUACAAGGAUGAAUUCUUGGACAAGACCGGUAUCAAGAUGGGUUUCAUGGGUGCCUUCUCCAAGGCCUGUACUCUUGCCAUGAAGGACAUUCCAGCUGUCAAUGCUGCCAUUGAAAACAACGACACCAUGGUUUUCAGAGACUACACCGACAUCUCCAUCGCUGUUGCCACUCCUAAGGGUUUGGUGACCCCAAUCGUCAGAAACGCUGAAUCUCUUUCUAUUUUGGAAAUUGAACAAGAAAUCUCCAACUUGGGUAAGAAGGCCAGAGAUGGUAAGUUGACCUUGGAAGAUAUGACCGGUGGUACUUUCACCAUUUCUAACGGUGGUGUUUUCGGAUCCUUAUACGGUACUCCAAUCAUCAACAUGCCACAAACUGCCGUUUUAGGUUUGCAUGGUGUCAAGGAAAGACCUGUCACCGUUAAGGGACAAGUUGUGUCCAGACCAAUGAUGUACUUGGCCUUGACAUACGAUCACAGAGUUUUGGACGGUCGUGAAGCCGUUGUCUUCUUAAGAACCGUUAAGGAAUUGAUCGAAGACCCAAGAAAGAUGUUGUUGUUGCAAUAGAUGGGAUAUGGUAAUUGAGAUCCUCUAUAGAAGAAUGUAGAAUACAUGUUAAGAAUAAGAAGAAA
This is a messenger RNA of [Candida] anglica, 1405 nucleotides long. The record is from the annotation of a GenBank genome assembly. NCBI's taxonomy places the organism in Eukaryota, Fungi, Ascomycota, Pichiomycetes, Serinales, Debaryomycetaceae.